AUGGCUGCAGCAAGUGCGAAAGGAGAAAAAUUGCCUAUGUUCGUGAUCGGAAAGUCGAAAAGCCCACGAUGUUUUAAGAAUAUCAAGCAUCUUACUACCCAGUAUACAUUGCAAAAAAAGAGCUGGAUGAGCAGCGAAAUCUUCGAAGAGUGGGUAUGUAAAGUCGACCGAAAAUUCCGGGUAGAUGGUCGAAAAAUUGCUCUCAUUAUCGACAACUGCCCUACUCAUCCAACGUUGUCCAAUUUGACCAACGUGCAGCUUGUCUUUCUGCCACGAAAUACGACGUCUAUCUUGCAACCAAUGGACCAAGGUGUUAUUCGCAGCCUCAAAGCGAAGGCUGGUAUCAACCCUGAUGGCCAACAGGCUGCCAUUGAUUAUUCUGAUGACCCGUUUAAAGAUCUUCAAGAAAGCUUGAAUAACUUGAGGAAAGCAGAUUCAUCAAUGGUGCCGAAUGAUGUCACCGCCACUGCUUUAGUGAGCUUGGACGACGACGUCAUUGCAACAGUCCCUGAGAUGAAUGAAGAUGAUAUCGUGAGCAGGCUGAAGAACCAAGAAAACGAAGAAGAAGAGAGUGGUGAUGAAGAGAUCCAAGGUGGAGAGAUGUUUGACCUUGUGGCGGAAAAGCCUUCAAGAUCUGCGAUUGAAUGA
Penaeus monodon (black tiger shrimp) is the source of this 648-nucleotide messenger RNA. RefSeq names its product jerky protein-like. Gene Ontology annotation, molecular function: DNA binding. The record is from RefSeq and is a predicted model, not a curated record. Bases 1 to 648 code for a protein of 215 amino acids. NCBI's taxonomy places the organism in Eukaryota, Metazoa, Arthropoda, Malacostraca, Decapoda, Penaeidae. The transcript is spliced from 2 exons. Gene Ontology annotation, cellular component: nucleus.